CGCAGGCGUACAAUGUAGAAUUUUCGAGUAAUUUCCAGGCAGGCCCGUACGUACACAAAGUACCGCGCUAGACGGUGACAAACUUCCGGAUUUUGCUCGAGGAAGGCUGUUUUCUUCGCUAGGUCGAAGCUCAACAGGCAGAGAAGAUGUUUGGAGGUUCUAUGUUUGACGAUGACCCGUUCUUCGCUGGGGCGCGGGAACACAUGCGUGCAAUGGACCAGAUGUUCUCCGGAUUCGGCAUGGCGAGGGCCCCGUUCCACGAUCCGUUCCUGAGCAUCACGGACGGACGUGGUCACAGGGGCCAGCGGAACCAGGGACAUGGUGGGGAACUGGACAUGUACAGACACAGGAGACCUGGAGAUUCCCACCCUACACAUAUGAGCGUCCGUUUGGUUCCUGACCCCUUCUUCUUAAGGCCAUUUUCUAUGAUGGACCAGAUGAUGUCCAACAUGCACAGCAUGAUGGGAAACAUGCACAGGAACUUUCACAUGCAGCCUCAACAGUUAGCAGAGGUGCCUACUCUACAUCAACACAUGGCCCAGGGUGCCCAGAACGACCCCAACUGUUACUCCUACUCCUCCUCUAACUUCUACUCCUACUCCAACACUGGGAACGGUCCUCCCAAGGUGUACCAGGCCAGCUCCUCAACACGCAACGCACCUGGAGGGGUGAAAGAGACGAGACGAACGGUGAGAGACUCCGAGGCUGGUCUACAGAAAAUGGCAAUUGGCCAUCACCUCGGGGAGCGAGCCCACAUUGUGGAGAGAUCCCGGGACAGACAUGGAGAGGAGGAGAAACAGGAUUACAUCAAUCUGGACGAAUCUGACAAAGACUCCUUCAACCAAGAGUGGCAGCAGCGCGCUAACGUAGGCGCACGGUCGGUUGGUUACCAUGGAGACAGGGACCGUGCUGGGCGUCGUCACCGUGACAGACAGCAGUACAGACGAGGCCAGCAUGACGAGGAGGACCUCAUGCCUGUUGUCAGGGGACUCCCUGCCCCAGGUGAUGACAGAGUGCGACCCCAGCCUGCUGCAGCAGAGGCUCGCGCACCACAGGCAGAGUACCACCCACCGACCCCGCCCCGUCCCAAGGGACCAUCCGAUGGCGGGAGGAAGCGCGAUGCUCGUGCCAUGAACAACCCAGGACACACGGGCUACGAACAUCCGCAUAAGAAGUAAAACCUCUAGAAGACGGAUAUGUGUUAAGUCGAGUUAUCAUUGGUAAAAACUUUUCAGAAUUGUACAUGGAAACAGCCAUCAAGACUUCAACUUUUUUCUGUUCAUGAGUAUCAAUUUCACUACAAAUUUGAUCAAUAGAACAAAUUGAGGCUUCAACUUUGUACUGUGUAAACCUACAUUGACUUUGGUAGAAUGAUCAAAAUACUAUAACUGUACUUAUAAUAAUGAUGAUAAAUGUUGAAUUAGAAGCAUUGUUGGUGAAUGUACCACCAAUGUCAGCCACAAAAAAAAAAGAAACAGAAAAGUUUUGAGUCUUGAUUUUCUUGAAAAAAAACAACAACAAUUUAUUGUAUAUAUGUACUUGGGGUAUAUUUGCUUCUCAAAUUCCCUCCAGGUUUAAGUUAUUAUGAGAACAGAGAGGUGUUUUUUCUGUUGAUGUUCUAUGAUAAGCUAUGAUGUAACAUGACAGAGCAUGGUCUCUUCAAAGGACUCCAUUUGAACCAGAGGAGAAUUAUGAACCAUUGCCACUUUGUUAACAGAACGUUUGUGGUCCAUUUUUUAUGAAGUCUUGUACAUUAGUGUCGAUUUGUACCAAGUAUUCACAAUGUGAUUGGAUACAAAAUAUUGUAUGAACAGCAUCAGUAAAGAAAAGUACCUUUGGAAAAAAACAAAAGCACAGAAACCUUGUACAAGACUGCCUUGAGGUUUGUGCCUGUAUUAGAAUGUUUCAUGUAGUUCUUUCAGACUCUGACUGUGUUUUGAAACAGACACAUUAUGUUGCUGGACUCCACUGUGACAUCUACAAAAAAUGCCACCAUUGCCAAGUUUAUGUUGAAUUGUCCUAAAGUCCAAAGUAUUGCUCAACACAAAAUUUUGUUCUCAUAAUUUUGACUUCAAGUUGUUAACCUACAAUGGUGAUGUUAGAGGUAUAUUCUGUUCAUGUUACUGACUUAUUUAUGGUUCAGAUGUUCUGCAUAUAUGACUCUUCAGUUGAUGCAUGUAGUAAAGAUGAGAUAUGUUGUACCUGUUCUUUUGUGGUGUUUUAUCUAAAUACACAUAGUAAGAACAUGUAGUCAAUAUUUUCUGUAGGCUCAUUUUUGUGUACAUUUUGACAUAGGCUGUAUAUUGCCAACAAGUAGGAAAUGUUCUGUCCGUCGUAAUGUACCUAUGGAAGAAAAAGGUUCAAACAUUAAGUUUUAGUUAAUACUCUGAUGUUUGUGGCACCAUAUAUAGCUCACAUGUUGCAUUUAUGUUGGUGGCUUCAGAGAAAAUAAAGUGUCUGGAGAGAUA
Branchiostoma floridae (Florida lancelet) is the source of this 2468-nucleotide messenger RNA. RefSeq names its product myeloid leukemia factor 1-like. Lineage: Eukaryota; Metazoa; Chordata; Leptocardii; Amphioxiformes; Branchiostomatidae. Bases 147 to 1178 code for a protein of 343 amino acids. The record is from RefSeq and is a predicted model, not a curated record. The transcript has 10 exons. Gene Ontology annotation, biological process: regulation of DNA-templated transcription. Gene Ontology annotation, cellular component: cytoplasm; nucleus.